UCCUGGUGAUGGGGCCAGGGUGGGGGCUCAGCCUCUCCAAGCCUGUGAGUCAGCACUGUCCCCGAGAUUGGCCCAUCUGCUUCGUGCCCCGCCCCGGGGCGGAGCCAGGCGGCUUCUGGUCCUGCCCGUUCUUCACUCGCCAGAGAAAAGGCUCCAGGCUGGGCUGGGAUGGGGCCUGGAGCUGUGGGGGUCUAAGCCGGGGCAGUGGGAGCCGCCUGUUCCCUUACCUUCCCCAGGGCCCCCGCAGGUCCCUGGGCAAUGGCGGCCAGCUCGGGCUAAAGGACUGGGGAUGCCCCCUGCCUGGCCCCCUUGCCCCCUGACUGGCAGGGGGGCCGGGCCGGGCAGCAGCCUCCCUCUCCAGCCAUGGAUCUCCUGCCCCCCAAGCCCAAGUACAAUCCACUUCGGAAUGAGUCUCUGUCGUCUCUGGAGGAGGGUGCCUCGGGAUCAACCCCGCCGGAGGAGCUGCCGUCCCCCUCUGCCUCCUCCCUGGGACCCAUCCUGCCGCCUCUGCCGGGGGAUGAGAGUCCCACCACCCUGUGCUCCUUCUUCCCCCGGAUGAGCCACUUGAAGCUUGCAAACCCGGCGGGGGGGCGCCUGGGCCUGAAGGAGGGGUCUGCCCGGGCGACUGAGGAUGGGGAGGGGCCCGGGGGCGCAGCCCCUCGGGACUCAGGCCCCCUGCCCCUCCUCCAGGACAUGAACAAGCUGAGUGGCGGCGGGCGCCGGACUCGGGUGGAAGGGGGCCAACUGGGGGGCGAGGAGUGGACCCGGCACGGGAGCUUUGUCAAUAAGCCCACACGGGGCUGGCUGCACCCCAACGACAAAGUCAUGGGACCUGGGGUUUCCUACUUGGUCCGGUACAUGGGCUGUGUAGAGGUCCUGCAGUCAAUGCGUGCCUUGGAUUUCAACACUCGCACCCAGGUCACCAGGGAGGCCAUCAGUCUGGUGUGUGAGGCAGUGCCGGGUGCCAAGGGCGCUACGAGGAGGAGAAAGCCAUGUGGCCGCCCACUCAGCUCCAUCCUGGGCAGGAGUAACCUGAAGUUUGCCGGGAUGCCCAUCACACUCACCGUCUCCACCAGCAGUCUCAACCUCAUGGCCGCAGACUGCAAGCAGAUCAUCGCCAACCAUCACAUGCAGUCUAUCUCGUUUGCUUCCGGCGGGGACCCGGACACGGCCGAGUAUGUUGCCUAUGUUGCCAAAGACCCAGUCAAUCAGAGAGCCUGCCACAUCCUGGAGUGUCCUGAAGGGCUCGCUCAGGAUGUUAUCAGCACCAUUGGCCAGGCCUUUGAGCUGCGCUUCAAACAAUACCUCAGGAACCCACCCAAGCUGGUUACUCCCCACGACAGGAUGGCCGGCUUUGACGGCUCAGCAUGGGAUGAGGAGGAGGAAGAGCCCCCCGACCAUCAGUACUACAACGACUUCCCAGGAAAGGAACCCCCUCUUGGGGGGGUGGUGGACAUGAGGCUUCGAGAUGGGGCCCUCCCAGGCCCGGCUCGGCCUCCCCCACCCAGUGCCCAGCCUCCCAGCCAUCUGGGCGCAACAUUGCCAGUGGGACAGCCAGCAGGGGGAGACCCAGAAGUUCGAAAACAGAUGCCACCGCCACCACCGUGCCCAGGCCGAGAGCUCUUUGAUGACCCCUCCUAUGUCAAUGUCCAGAACCUGGACAAGGCCCGGCAAGCAGGGGGUGGGGCUGGCCCCCCUCCUGCUGUCAACGGCAGCACACCUCGAGACCUCUUUGACAUGAAGCCUUUUGAAGAUGCCCUGCGGGGGCCCCCAGCAGCUCCAACAGUGGCAGCGGCAGCAGUGGCUGCGGCGGCUAUGGCUGAGCAGCUCCGAGGAGAGCCCUGGUUCCAUGGGAAGCUGAGCCGGCGGGAAGCUGAGGCCCUGCUGCAGCUCAAUGGGGACUUCCUGGUACGGGAGAGCACGACCACAGCCGGCCAGUAUGUGCUCACCGGUUUGCAGAGCGGGCAGCCCAAACACCUGCUCCUGGUGGACCCUGAGGGUGUGGUUCGGACUAAGGAUCACCGCUUUGAGAGUGUCAGUCACUUGAUCAGCUAUCACAUGGACAACCACUUGCCCAUCAUAUCUGCAGGCAGCGAACUGUGUCUCCAGCAGCCUGUGGAGCGAAAACUGUGACCUCGACUGCGGGAUGUAUGAAGCUCCUCCAGCCACCCUCGGCCUCUCGGGCUCCUUGGGGAGUGCUCUAUGGGCUGGGCCUUGUGGAGGAGAUGGGAGAGCAGGGGCUCUGGGUUCAGCCUUCUCUUGAGUGAGAGGGUUUGAGUCAGGAGCCGGGGGUAGAAGCCCACUUCUCCCCAAAUUUCACCAAAGUAUUAAUAUACAGAGCGGCCCCCUUGCCUGUGCCAAUCUGAUCCCCCCUUCCCCCAGAAGGUGGGCACGUGAGACCGGGGCAGUGUGUCCCCUGGUACUGGGACACGCUCUCGGUGACAGGUCUGCAGGAGCAGUCUCUCUUCCAGGGAUGGGGAAUGAAUCACACCACCUCUCCACCCGGGCUCAGGGUAACCCAGACCUCUCUCAGCAACCCUUCCACCUAGUGUUUUUCAACUUUGUGCCUUUGACCAUCUCCUAGGUCUGAAGAUACUUUAUGCAAAGAGGUCUUGGGCCCUCGAGGCCAAGGACAGGGGCCAUGACACCUUGGCUUCAGGGUCCCUGUCCUCUCCUUGCUCAGCAUCCUCUCCAGUUUAGGUUGGGAGGGCAGACCAGGAGUGGCCACUGUCCCCUCUCCCAGGGGACAUGAACCCUUAGUGAUUGCCUCGGAGCCCACCUCCCACUGGGGGAGAUGGACCCCCUCGGUGUUCAGUGCCUCCUGGUAGAGGCCCCAUGCCUAAGGGCUCGGUCUGUGGCCUGUGAGCCCCUCCUCUCUGUGUUGCAUGCAUGUAUUCUCUGCAGCCAAAGUGUAGCCAUUCCUCCCUGAACCUAUGGGGGUAGGGAGGGGAGGUGGAUUUGGGGCCUCCUAAACUCUCCCAGGUGGGUUUUUCGGAGAUGGGAACCGGCCUUCAGACUCUAAAAGCAGUGGACAAUCCCCUAGUACCAUCUGUAGAUUUGGAACUGCGUUUUUUAUUUUAUAUGCGUAUAUUUUGGGGUUGUAGUUCUUUUUGAAUUUGUUUUCCAUGGCUUAUUCUUGAGCAUACACAAAAAAAGCCCAAGAUGAUGUAUCAGUUGCAUUUAUACAACACCUCCUUGAUUUUUCAAAAGCCCCUCUAUAGCUGUUGAUUGAUCUUUUCUGUACCUCAGCCUGAAGGCUGCAUUACCCUUUUCUACAAGAGACUUCUGAGGUCCAGAGAAGCUGAUGAACUAGGCAGGAGACUUUGGGCCCCUGGCAUGGUUGGAAGCUGAGAUUUGGCUGGAUGAAUGUUAGUCUCACUCCGGGACAUUAAAACCCUGAAGUUUCAGAGGACAGUGUAUAACAGCUCCCGGUGUUGGCCCUAGAGAAGGCUGGAAGGUGGGGAGGGGGCGGCUGCCUUCACCUGGUUCUGGUUUAGGCCUUGUGGGCAAGAGAGAAUUGUCUCGGUCCUCGCCUACUUUUUUUGUUUUUGUUUUGUUUCCACGUUUUCACGGGUCUUAUGAUACCAAAGGGAAAUAAUCUUCAUUAAAAUCCGUAUUUCUUCUA
Messenger RNA from Sorex fumeus (smoky shrew), 3625 nucleotides. It is a transcript of the gene SHC1, whose product is annotated as SHC adaptor protein 1. Bases 364 to 2133 code for a protein of 589 amino acids. The transcript is spliced from 12 exons. Gene Ontology annotation, biological process: intracellular signal transduction; cell surface receptor protein tyrosine kinase signaling pathway. Gene Ontology annotation, cellular component: plasma membrane. The record is from RefSeq and is a predicted model, not a curated record. Gene Ontology annotation, molecular function: receptor tyrosine kinase binding. NCBI's taxonomy places the organism in Eukaryota, Metazoa, Chordata, Mammalia, Eulipotyphla, Soricidae.